AUGCCACAAGGAAGUGGUUUCCACCCAUUUGGUGGCAGAUUAUCCAAGCAUAUGGGCAAUUCGCUUUCUCCUGAAGCUGCAUAUCUAAGUUAUUAUGAUGUACGAUUGACAAGAGAAGACGUUAAUACGUUGAAGGAUGACUGGCUUACGGAUAAUACAAUCGCCUUCUGGCAGGAAUAUCUCGAGAACGAAUACCUCAAGCGAUACCCCUCCUCCCACAUCGUCCUACUUCGACCUUCCAUGGCAUAUAUGCUACGAAUGCACGAAAACCCAGUCCUACUCAGGUCUGCUCUUCCAGACUUUCGUCUCACCACUCACAUCUUCCUCCCCAUAAACGAUAAUCGCAAUGUUUCCCAAGCAGAAGGUGGAUCUCACUGGACACUUCUCCUCGUAUCCGUUAUCGAUGGUGUAGCAUUCCAUUAUGAUUCUCUCUCGCCCUCGAAUUACGAAGAAGCAAAUACGACGACUUACAAACUAGGUCAGUUAUUGGGUCGUCAGUUGAAGUUUCUGAAUCUGCAGGAUACUCCCCAACAGCAGAAUGGAAGUGAUUGUGGGGUUUACGUGUGCAUUAUCAUGCGCCAUUUGUUGUUGAAGAGAUUGCUGUGCGCAAACGCGAAGGAAAAGGUUUCUAUGAGUAUGGGAGGAAAAUUGAUAGAUGCAAGUGGAGCGAGAAAGGAGAUGCUGAAGAUUAUUGAGGGGUACAGGAAGGAGGGAGAGAGGCGGAGAUCACAAGACGAAAGUCGUAGCUCAUCCCCUUACCAAAAGGGUAAUCGAAGUCCUCCCCGAAUCGAUUCAUGA
Botrytis sinoallii is the source of this 798-nucleotide messenger RNA. RefSeq lists its product as uncharacterized. Gene Ontology annotation, biological process: proteolysis. NCBI's taxonomy places the organism in Eukaryota, Fungi, Ascomycota, Leotiomycetes, Helotiales, Sclerotiniaceae. The transcript has 7 exons. The record is from RefSeq and is a predicted model, not a curated record. The coding region runs from base 1 to 798 and encodes 265 amino acids. Gene Ontology annotation, molecular function: cysteine-type peptidase activity; deNEDDylase activity.